Molecule: messenger RNA, 3454 nt
Organism: Dreissena polymorpha
Lineage: Eukaryota; Metazoa; Mollusca; Bivalvia; Myida; Dreissenidae
Exons: 9
Coding region: 81-1625 (514 amino acids)
Source: RefSeq, a predicted model, not a curated record
GAUACGUUUAUAAGCAUUUUAGUUCCGUCUUUGAGUUUCAGCAAUAAACAUUUUACUUUGUCUCGGUCUGUUGAUCCCUUAUGGCGUAUAUAAGCGUGGUAAUUGUUAUAAUUAAAAUUGGAUAUUUAGUCGCCCUUACACCAUCGAUAAGGGGCGAAUACGAACACGGGAAACAUGUUCUGUUUUGUAAUGUUUCCGGCUUUGGAACGGACACAAUCUACUUUUUUGAAAAUGAAAAAUCUGUUGCAGAAAUUUCAAACAAUUUCAAUGAUUGCAAAACAAAACUACUUAAAAAUGCAAUGGAAUGUUAUUGCUAUGCGGAUUCAUUGGUUGCUUGCACUAUCGCUAUGCAUACGAACCCAAACUAUUGCUACACAUGGGCCUGUACUGCAAUUCACGACGGAGUUUUACAGCGAAGUAAUUCGAUAAAUGUGUGCACCAAUGACGAAAAUAACAACUCGAAGAAAACAACCGAAUUAGAUUGUUUAUCUGUCUCAACAAAUGUUCCCAUGGAUCCUGUUAGAUGGGUUGUAGAUAACACGUACAAUUUAGAUGCAGGGAUGUUAUUUCCAACGGAAGGUUUUAACAAAGAAAAUAUAAGUUUGCUGAUUGAAUCGAUGCAAAGAGAUGAAAAUGGCUCUAUUGUUGUAUGCCAACUUGACGAAGAGAGGCAACUGCAUUGGGCCAUCAACAUACUAUAUCCACCAGCACUAUGUUCUGCAUACGAGUCCAUUCAUUCAAUACAUCCCACAUGCACAUUGUCUAACGGCAACCCGAUAAUACAGAUUGUGAGAAGGGUCAAUGUGGCUCCAAAGUGUCGAGCAGAUUCUUCGACACUGUAUCCGGAUGUGUUGAUGCUUUGUGACGCUGUCAACAGGGUAAACACAGGAGCAGAAAGUUUUGUUGGAAAUAAGACUGGUCAUUUCAAGCUGGAGAUUUUGUACGAAGCAUCUAUAAAGGAAUUCCGUGUGGAAGGGUUCAACAUCAAGACAAACAUAUCGUCCAAUGAUCCUCGUCAAGUAACGUUUAAGUGCCAGGGUAAUGGUAAUCCACCUCCUGAAAUGACACUAGUACAUGACGCUGUGGAGUACGGCCGAGGAUAUUCACUGCUAACACAUACAAUGACACUGAAAGGAUCCGAUGAUUGUGGAAACUAUACAUGCAUAGCCGCUAAUGCAUUCGGUGUAGGCAGUGAGACGAUUCACAUCAGCUGUCAUAAAGAAACAUAUUUUCAUCAAGAUCUGCCUCAAGAUGCUACAACAAUCAUCCAGCUUAACUACAUCGUAUUAGCUGCAGCAGGCGCGUUGGUUCUUAUUGUGAUAAUUGUGGCCGUUGCAUGCGUGUACCGAAUUUAUAAACGAAUGAAGUUAACAGAAAACGUCGUUUUACCAAUGACUGACCUUUUGACAACAUCAGCAACUGCGGCACCAAUACCUGUUAUUGAUCAGAGUGUGAUUUAUCAUGAGAUUGACCCACUGAUGAUUGAGUCCGAUAGGGCAGACCUAGACGACAGUACCAGAAAUGCUUCACAGCCUUCGUUCAAUGCCGGAACAAGACAAUACGAAGGAUUAGAUCGUUUGCGACAUGCGGAUGAAUCACAGUACCUGAGAGUGGUUGCUGAUUGAUAUAACCAUGUGUGCUAUUUUAUAAAAUGUAUGUCUUUUAAACACUUUUUGUACUGACCCUCAGUCAUAUUACAAACAUGCCCUUUAAACAUGAAACACAACGUAUGCCACGGUGAAUCCAAGUCUUUGAAUAAGUGUCACAUAUACAUGAUUUAGCAAUUGUGGUUAAAUCUAAUAGUAUGUGUACCUCCACGACAUCGCCAGGAGAGAAACGUUUGACAUCGUCACAAGAUCAUUUAUUUACAGCAAAUGAAGUGUACAUUUAUAACUCGGCAUUAUAAAUGAGACAACAACUUUCUACCAUAGUUUGAUUCGGUAUUUUUAAAAAAAACAUCUAUACAUGAAACUGACGGCAAUUGCGUGUAUUGUGUCGGUAUAGUUGAAGCACUUCUGGUUGGUCGGUGCGUAAAGAUGUGCAGUUGUUUAUCAUGUGCUUUGGUAAUUGAUAGUGAUUGAGUUCAUGGGUUGGUAUUUCAUUCAGCUGAUUUUAAAUGUUCUGAUUUGAAACACUGAGAUUGAAAUACCCCGAAGGAAAGUAACAUCUUUAGAAAAUAUAUCACAUAUUUUAAGGAAACUGGGGUUUUUGCAUUAAUUUUGUUCAGUUAGACCUCAAUUCUUCAUGAAUAGUUUUUGCGACGCCUUGCGCCAGUGACUUCGCUUAUCCUUAUUGCGUUACAAAAGGAACGCUGAUUCUGGAAGGUGUGAUGAUCAGCCCGCACAACCAGCUCUCGAUGCGCUAUACUCUGCGAUUGUGAAAGUAACUAUUAUAACAAUAAGAAUCAGUAUAUAGAGGAUAUUUGUUCGUGUCAGGGUGAGAUCGUUUGUUAUUUUACGAGUAAUCGUAGAAAAUAUUUUCACGAGUGGCGCAGCACCGAGUGAAAAUAUUAUUUUUCUAUGAUCACGAGUGAAAUAACAAAUGAUAUUACACUGACAUAAACAAACUUAAUGUUUAUUUUAUGACCCUGUUUCAAGAAAAUAAUAAGCGGUUUCCCUUUCGCUGAAAGUUGCAUUUUCUCCCGUGGCGUGCCUCAAUACAUUUCAAAACACAAAAUGACGUCUUAUUGUACCCUGACAUUAAGUACAUGCAUUUAAUUCUAUGGUGCUUGACUUGGUGAUUGUAUGCGUUGCUGAUAGCUGAUUUUAUCGUGUUGUAUAUUUUUUUUGCUUUAAAAAAAGUAUGUGGAUUUGCAUAACGUACACAAAAACAAAACUGAUAUCCUAUUAUGCAUGUUCUUCUUGACAUUCUUUAUGUUGUGUGGUGCAUUGUUCUUAUUUAAACUUUUACUGUGUUUCCUCCACUUUGGCUACGUACUAUAAGGCGAGAGGAGCACUAUGAAGACUGUUUAUACAGCUUGGUCAACCAACACAAAGAAACAUGAUGACAAUGGUAUGAAGAGACUCAGUUAUUACAAUGGUUUUCUUUUCAUAUAUUUAUGUUUUUCAAACACAAACAAGUUCAAGUACAUUUUUUCAAAUUAACUGUUCUCACUAUUCAUUAUUCUAUUCUUUAGCCCAUUUCUAAACGGUUAUUUUGAGUGAAUUUUGAUUUACAGCAGCGUUUAGUUUUGUAUUCAGGGUAGUAGCGUAAGCGGAUAGGGACACCACACACUUCCGAGGCUACUAAGUUAUAGGAUUUGAACACUUUAAUGGGAACUUAAAAUGACCAGUUAAAAUGUCAACAUGAAUAUGUAUAUAGUUAUAAAUAUGUUCAUGGAUUAAUGGAAAGGAUUUGUGAAGUUUUAUUGAUAUCAUUUUAUAUAAAGUUUGUAUAAUGUUUGGAAGGUUUUGUAAAUAACUAUUGUUUUAUAAAAUAAAACAGAUCACAUGUA